Molecule: messenger RNA, 1558 nt
Organism: Raphanus sativus (radish)
Lineage: Eukaryota; Viridiplantae; Streptophyta; Magnoliopsida; Brassicales; Brassicaceae
Product: 3-ketoacyl-CoA synthase 7
Exons: 1
Coding region: 68-1402 (444 amino acids)
Biological process (GO): fatty acid biosynthetic process
Cellular component (GO): membrane
Molecular function (GO): acyltransferase activity, transferring groups other than amino-acyl groups
Source: RefSeq, a predicted model, not a curated record
CCACACAAAACACAAACUCCCUUUUUCACCAUCUUGAUUCUCUCUUUCUUAUUUUCGAUCAAUCAACAUGGACUCCUCUUCUCCUUUCAUCAACAUCUUACCUCAGGUAGUAUCAGCCUGCGUCAUCAUAGCCGUCUUUAGUUACUAUUUCUUCAGACCAAAAUGUGUAUACCUCAUUGACUUCUCAUGUUACCAACCUCCAGACUUCUUACGGGCUCCUGUCUCCAACUUCAUCGAACAUCUUACCAUAUCCGGCGUGUUCGAUAGAGAAAGCCUUGAUCUCCAGCAAAAGAUUCUAGAACGGUCAGGGAUUGGAGAUAACGCUAGCGUUCCGGUGACGGUCCAUGAGAUUCCACCAAACUCUUCUCUCUCAGCAGCUAGAGAGGAGACUCAUGACAUCCUCUUCACUGUUGUUGAAGACCUUUUCUUGAAGCACAAGAUAGAUCCCAAGAGUAUUGACAUCCUUGUGUCUAACUGUAGCCUGUUUUGUCCUUCUCCAUCUAUAACUUCAAUUAUUAUAAACCGGUUCGGCAUGAGGAGUGACAUAAAGAGCUUCAGCUUGAGUGGAAUGGGCUGCAGCGCGGGGCUUCUUUCGAUAAACCUUGUUAAAGAUCUUAUGAAGAUUCAUGGUGGUUCUAUGGCGUUGGUGUUGAGCAUGGAAGCUGUGAGUCCAAAUGGUUAUAGAGGGAAGUGUAAGUCAAUGCUCAUUGCCAACACUAUCUUCAGAAUGGGUGGGGCAGCGAUUCUUCUCUCCAACAGGGAGCAAGACAAGCAUAAGGCCAAAUAUAAACUCCAGCAUCUUGUUAGAACUCAUGUAGGAUCAGACAAUGAAUCAUAUGAGAGUGUAAUGCAGCAGAUUGAUGAGGAAGGAAACGUGGGAGUAGCUUUGUCCAAGCAGCUUGUAAAAGUAGCUUCAAAGGCCUUGAAGAUCAACGUGGUGGAGUUAGGUCCUCGGGUGCUACCUUACUCGGAGCAGCUCAAAUACAUAAUCUCAUUCAUCAAAAGAAAAUGGGGAAUGCAGAAGGAAGUAUUAUACACACCAAACUUCAAGAAAGCUUUUGAGCAUUUCUGUAUACAUGCUGGAGGAAGGGCUAUAAUAGAGGGUGUGGAGAAGCAUCUGAAGCUGGAUAAAGAAGAUGUAGAAGCGUCAAGGUCAACAUUGCAUCGUUAUGGGAACACAUCUUCCUCUUCAUUGUGGUAUGAGUUGCAAUACCUUGAGGCUAAAGGUAGAAUGAAAAAUGGAGAUAGGGUUUGGCAGAUUGGGUUUGGAAGUGGCUUUAAGGCUAACACUGCUGUCUGGAAAUGCAUCUCCGAGAUUGAUUCAAAAGACCGGAAUGCAUGGUCUGAUCGAAUCCACUUGUAUCCGGUUUGUGGAGAUGCUUCAAGUGAUUUGAAAACAUAGCUCCUUUCUUGACAUUGCUUCACAGAAUAUAUAGUUUAUCGAACCCUUCACAUUCACUUUCGUUUGCUGAAGGAAUGUUUCUGCAGCUGCUCUUAACAUUCACUCAAAGAGUCUUGAGCAUCUUCAUGCACUGUAGGAAAAAACUUUCCACAUUCU